AUGCGACCACCAACUACCACCAAGCGCUACACUGCCUCUACUUGGUGAAUCUAUGGUCAUACAUCGCUGGCAGCCCCUUCGCUCCCAUCCUCAAUCUGCGUCAUUACCAUGUUCAGGGCGAGCUCCUUCCAGAGCGGAAUUCUCCGCCGUCCUAACGGUUCGCCACCCGUUCAAUGUCCAACCCAGCUGCCCUGGAAUGUUUAGCUGUCUAUUUGGCAUAUCAUGAGCGAACACCCAUUAUCGGGCUCCCCGAGCCAUCUCUUCUUUUCCCGUCCUCUUCCUCUCGAUCUACUACCCCGUGUAGCGUUGCAUCUCGCCAACACCUCUCAGCCCAUCUCGCAGACCACUCUUGCAAGGAUCGCGCGUUGUUCUAAAAAGUUAUACUUGAUCGCUCAACCCCUGUUGUACUCCACCUUUUACCUAGACGAUGAGAGCUCGGCGUACCUCCUUGACAACUUUAUCACCCUCGAUCGAGUCUAUGAUGGAGGUGCCGACUUUCCACCGUACAUGUUCGAGACGUUCCAUGAUCUUCAUCCUAUCGACAUGCCUCCUCAUCUGAGGAUCCUGUACAAUCUGUGGAAUGUUCGAACGCUGGUCAUCAAAACGACGCCAUACGGACAAGGCACUAGUCAUUUUGCUCGCAUGGUUGAGCGCCUCAGUGCAGAUCAUAUCACUCUGCUUCCCAAAUUGAAGAGGAUUGUCAUUGCUCGAAGUGCGUUGGAGAGAAUCUCUCGGGCUGAGAAGGUUGGCAAGAGGUUAGGCAGUGAACUCAUUUCGAGCCUGUCCUUGGCCUCUCGUCCAGCUUAUCUCUGUGUAGAUAUACCUUCCAAACCGCCUAGAGACUUCACUCUCGACGAGCGUGAGCCGGGCGCAGGUCCCAGCUUUCGAUUCCUCUCACGAUCGAAUCUCAUAAUCGACAUAAGUGAGAUGAAAGGUUUGAAGCAAUCGACCUGCCAUCUGCACAGCGAUAUCACGGCGCCGAUAGCCAUUCGGGGCGCGCUGAACAACCUUUGCUUCGAGGAUGAUUACCUCAGCGAGCAAGCGUUUGUGUUCAAUGAUGAAGACGAUGAUGGCCGCGAAAGUGACAUCUUUCUGCAGUCGGCUGCUGUGAAAGUCGUCGAGCAGAUCAGACUGUCUAUCACCCAAGCGAUAGAUCCUAGACCUCAAGUCGUUCCGAUCCCGACCUGGAUCCCAACAGCACCUACGGAACCUCCACCCGAUGAUGCCUCACCACUCAGCGAGUCGAGAAGGCAGUGGUUCGCUCAGCGUUUUCCGAAUUCAGUGGAUCCAGCUCCGGAGGCGCAGGCUGCGGUAACUGGACCGGGGACCUCAGAUCCUAGGUUAUCAGAUGGACCUCCGACCACACAGACAAUUGGAAAUACUGGACUCACGGAUGACGAUCAAUCGACCUCAACUGAAGAAGACGACGACGAACCCGAGCAAGACUUGAGCGGAACGUCCUUUGUCAUCUGGCUUCCGGGUUGGAUCUUGGUAGAGCCGAUAGAGUCUAUCAUUAAGGAAUGGCUAGAGGAGCGCUACAGCUGUUCACACGAUGUCCAAACACUUGAGCAGCUCGUCACGUUUGUCAGCCGGGGCUCAGUAAAGGCGCAAUGUGGCGCUUGUGAUAGGGACUUGUAGUCGAGAAACGAAGACAGGGUUGACAUUUGAUCCUCAACCUGCCUAGCAAUCUGGAGGUAGAUAGUCGGGCUUGGCCUGGCCCUAGACAUGCGAGAUAUCCCCGGCGUUAGCAACUUCAGACAAAUUUCAUCGUUUUUGACCCCGCCUGACGGAUGCGAACGCCGGGGUGCGGACCGAAACACCGUAGGAGUAUGAGC
Messenger RNA from Kockovaella imperatae, 1835 nucleotides. RefSeq lists its product as hypothetical. The transcript has a single exon. The record is from RefSeq and is a predicted model, not a curated record. The coding region runs from base 223 to 1638 and encodes 471 amino acids. Lineage: Eukaryota; Fungi; Basidiomycota; Tremellomycetes; Tremellales; Cuniculitremaceae.